This is a messenger RNA of Carcharodon carcharias (great white shark), 3800 nucleotides long. RefSeq names its product protein PIMREG-like. Bases 65 to 745 code for a protein of 226 amino acids. Lineage: Eukaryota; Metazoa; Chordata; Chondrichthyes; Lamniformes; Lamnidae. The transcript has 5 exons. The record is from RefSeq and is a predicted model, not a curated record.
AAUUCAAAAACAAGAAAGGGAAGAGUCGGGGUUGGAGGGAGAAGGUUGAGAUUUACCGGGAGCGAUGGAGGUGACGGGCUGGAGGAAGCCGCACCAGGUGCUGCAGGAGGAAGGCGACAGCCCGGCAGCCGACGUCUUCAGGGAGAUGCCCUCGUCCAGCUCCCUCAACAGCCUCCGCAUGUCCCUGAGGAGGAGGCUGCCCCUCGGGCCGGUGGACGGUAACGUCCACCACACGCCGAGCUGGGAGAGCCUGGAGCUCAGCAAGAAAGCCAGCGCUUGGCGAAGCUUCGGCCGGUCGGCGAGGAGCACCUGGGGCAGCGUCUCCCAGAAACUCCAGAAGAGGAGACAAAGCCGCAGUGACUUCCUGGUCGCCACUCCUUCAAAGCCUCAAACUCCUCAGGGAUGCAGGAGUGGUUCAGCGACAAAGAAAUGCACUCCAAGAACCCCUCGCAGCAGGGAGGGGAGGACCUGCAGCACCCCCUCCGGUGUGAAUCACUCUCCCAGGUGGAGGGAAGGUGCUCACCUCUUUGGCAAGGAUGGGCUUCCUCUAAGAAGAUCGGUUAGGUCUGCUGCAUUCAAGAGUCCCUAUGCCUCACCCGCAGGACUUAGUGGGAGGAGGCAAUUUGCCCGAGAUCUGGAAUCUGUGUCAUUUGGAAUUAGACAGCUAAAGCGCCUGUCCCAGGUAUUUGACGAAGCCAUCACCAAGGAAGAAAGUGACAUGACUCUUUCUCUGAUUGAUGACUGAAGAGAAUACAAGUGAGAGAGCAGGCGAUUGAAAAUUACCAUCGUAUCAUGUCAGAAAACAUACGUCUGUCUAAGAUUCAGGCUCAUAAAUUGUUGACGACUUCCGUUAGAAGGAAAGCAAAAAGGCUUUGCUCUACUGUGAGCAGCUGGGCAGAUGAAGCUUUGGCAAGCAUUGCAGAGCAGGAAAAGGAUUGAAUCCGAGUGAAGAUUGUCUUUGAUUGCUUUUACUUGGCAAUCUGCCUAAAGGUUUUCCAAAAGAAGAAGAUUCUUUUCUGUCUCACUGGUUUUGUUCGCUUGUGUAUUUUUUUUUGUUCUAUUUCUCUAAGCAUGAAUACAUUUUACAGUAUUAAAUGGACAGCUACACUAACUUCCUACAUGACUAUUUUACAAUGAUGGUCCCUAGUUUUGGUCACACCUGCAACUAUAUUGAAUUUUAGUGCAGCAUAAGGCAGUUAUGCUCAAACUACUUGAGUAAAGCUGGUUUGUGUUCUCCUCAAUUGUUAUAUGUGAGGUAAAAUAUCACUUGCCUCUUGUUAGGGCUUCUGCCCAGCUGAAUCAAAACUAUUCAUUCCACCCAGGGUGAGAAGUUUAGAGAAGCUGCUGCUGGUAGUGACUGGUGAGGGACAGUAAUAUACACCGUGGAUUAUAGACUUGUUACUUCUGUCCAAGCAGCAAUUAGUGCAGGAGGGAGAUAUGUUCUACAGAUCCCAUUGUCCCUUUUCUGAAAUUCAUUUCCAAAUACAAUAUUAUAAAAUAUUGUUUCUCAGCUGAUUAAACUAUUUUAAAAAUCAGAUCCAGAAAACCCCUCUGCAUGAAAACUAGUGUAAAUUUGACUUGGGAGCAUUGAGUUAUAAAAGGCUACAUGUGAUCAGUACACUCUAGAAACUGAUCACUACAUGAAGGGGGAAAAAAAAUGUCUUUGUCAUAUAUAUAUAUAUAUAUAUAUAUAUAUAUACUCUGAAUUUUUUUUAACUAAUUAUACAGCACAAUUUCAAAUAGGAUCAUUAAAAUUGCAGAUAGAAGAAUUCAUUUGAGUGCAUUAAGGAAUUACCAGACUGCCAGCUGAGUGUUGGUAAUCAACAGGGUUGCCAACCCUCCGGGAUUGGCCUGGAGUCUCCAGGAUUUGAAGAUCAAUUUCUGGGACACAGUUCUGUUCAACCCUGGAGAAAAAUCAUCAGGAUAUUAAUGUUUUUUUUUGUCAUUUCCUUUGAGCUUUUCUCUAUACCAGAUAUUAAAAUAUUGAAAAUGGGAGAAAAGGGCUGUUUGGCCGACAGUCAAGCACCAUCUAAUUGGGUAAAGAGUCUUUUUACUUUCUAAUUGGCGUAGGAAGGCAGUGUCUCUCUAAUGGCUGGGGGGGUUGGGGGGGGGGAGUCAUGUGAUGAAACCUCUGGAAUACAUUUAAUCGCAGUUGGAAGCCUAGGAAAGAAUGUUUAGAAUUUUAUUUUUUUUUUUAAGACUAGUCUCCAUUGACCAAAAAAUAUGGAUCUUAUUCCUUUAACCAAAUAUAAAUGCCACAUUUUAUAUUUUAGUAAGCUGUCUAAGUGAGCACAAGUGAUACUUUUACCCAUUAGGAUGCUGCAUGUAGUUUGGCAGGGUGGAGGGGAUUAGUAGGUAGAUAGAUAUUGUGUUAAAAUGAGUCAUUGAAUUUAAAGUCCAUAAUUGGCUGUGAUUCUUGUAAUACUUUGAUUCUGCACAGUGACAUUUUUAGGUUCAAAGCUUAUUUUUGUAGCUAAUGCUCAAUUUCAAUAUAAUAUAAUCACUGUGUGCAAAAAUUAACUGAAACAUUUGGCAUUUCUUUGGUUCCAAUAUACAGACUUCUUAAAGGACCAGCAUGGUUUUUCUUUUAGAAAAAAACAGAUUAGAAUUUUUUUUGAGGUUUGGGUAGAGAAGGAUUGCAUGUCAUUUACUGCCAUGUGACUUAUAAUGGAUUGAGGGAACAUUGGGCUAAUGGAAUGAAAAUUCAACAUCUGAAAGCUCAUAUCUUUGGACCUCUGUGCGUGUUUCAUGUAUAUUUUCAUUUGCUCACUCACUGGAUUUUAUUUUUGUUGGUGUACUUUGCGUUUUAGUACCAGGUAAGGCACUUACACUCAAAGUACUUAAAUGACGCUUGUGUUCUCAUUUAUUGUACCUGUUAAUUCAUAUGAAGGAAUUUAAUAUGUAUUUUCUAAUUAACAUGAGCUAUUCAAUGUUAUGGUUCUUUUGAUGGCUAGACUGUUAAUACAAGUUAUGUUAAGCCAUGUAUUUCAAGGGCUCUGACAGAAUCUUAGUUUAGCUUUUAACUUACAGUCACAGAAGACAGAAAUUGUGUGUGUAUCUUGCAGGAAAUUUGAACCAUUUUUAAAUUUGUAAUGAGUAUUAGAAUCUUUUUCACAGAAUAAAGUGUAAGAUAAUCUGUCGUUGUUGAUAUUUGAAAAAAUAUCAACUUUGAGCUUCAUAGAUGUUAAAAGAACUUCAGAUAUGUAUUUUUCUAUUGAUGUUAUAAUUCCUUAUUAUUCCACGAGAUUUCGGAAUAUUGGUUAUUUUAGGGAUCACAAAUGGCCUUGACUAUUAUACAAAGAACUUGCUAUUCCAUGGUGACUAAUAGAGAUAGAUUUAUGAAGCUCAGCUCCCAACAUGAAAAUUCACAACCAAGUAAUGAUCUGAAAGUACAUUAUGAAUCAAGAAAUAGAUUGUAAUGUGAAGAUGAGGUUAAUGGACCUCAUUUCAAUGUAGCAGUGUUUCUGUGCAAGAUACCAUAUCCUAUCUCGAUACAUUAGAUAUUAGUGUAUUCACUUUGAAAGCAAUGUUUAUUUAAAAAAGUAUUGUACCUUUUCAAAAUAUUUUAUCAUUGAUCAUGGCAUUUGAUUAAAUAUUCACAUUACUCAAAUUGUUUAAUUACAGAUAAUGUAGCUUUUUUUUGGAAAAUCCAUAGCUGACCUCACAACUGAGAACUUUCUUGCUGUUAUAAUUGACUGGAAUGCAAACACAAAUAACCAAGGAAAUGAUUAAAUAUUUGUGCCGGGAUCAAAUUUGCAUUUUUUAUAAUAUUUUAAUAAACGAUAGGUGGUUUGUUUGAA